UGGGAUUAUGUCAUUGACCAAUACAUGUAUUGUCUCCCCAGGCCAAUUCACCCUAUUUCAAACCAAGAUUUUCACUUUUUAGUUUUUAACCUCAGCCAAAUUCACCAUAUUUCAUAUCAUAUCCUCCGUUGAAAUCCUCUCUCAUCAUCCCUAUAUAAACAUAGUAUUGCUAACAUUUUAUACACCCAUCCUCUGCUUUAAUUUGGACAUAAAGAUCCAACAUCAUGGGUACUAUCUUACAUUAUUUCAUGCUUUUAUCCUCUCUUUUUCUGCUAACUUUACUACUUUCACAAAAUACAGCUAAAGCCCAAAACUUCUCCAAAUUAGGCAACAAUUUUACUACUGUAAAUCAUGAAUUAGCAGCAAAUAGAGGAAGAUGCAACCUUUUUCAAGGAAAAUGGGUGUUUGGUUCUUCUUAUCCACAAUAUAUUUCUUCUAAUUGCCCUUUCAUUGACCUUGAAUUCAAUUGUCAUACUAGACCUGAUAAAUUGUACCAGAGGUACAGAUGGCAGCCCUAUAAUUGCAAUUUAAGAAGGUUCAAUGGACUAUAUUUACUAAGGAAAUGGAGGGGAAAGAAGAUAAUGUUUGUAGGUGACUCACUAAGUUUGAAUCAAUUUGAAUCAUUGGCUUGUAUGAUUCAUUCUUGGGUUCCAAAUACUAAGACUUCAUACAUUAGAGGUGGCGCUUUACGUUCUCUAACUUUUCAGGAAUUUGGAGUGACUAUAAUGUUAUACAGGACACCAUUUUUAGUAGAUCUGGUGAAUGAGAAAAUUGGACGAGUAUUGAAGCUUGAUUCUAUCAGUGGUAAUGUGUGGAAAGGAAUGGACAUGCUUAUCUUCAAUUCAUGGCAUUGGUGGACACACACCGGCCGAGCUCAGCCGUGGGACUAUAUUCAAGUGGGGAACAAGUUAUAUAAAGAUAUGAAUCGUAUGAUUGCAUAUUAUAAAGGCCUAACAACUUGGGCUAGAUGGGUUAAUCUCAAUGUGAAUCCUUCUAAGACUAAAGUCUUCUUCGUUGGCAUUUCUCCUUCACAUGAUUUCGGAAGUGAUUGGGAUGAACCAUCAAGAUCAUGCUCGAGCGAAACAGAGCCCUUCUCCGGCACAAAAUAUCCGGCAGGUAAACCACAAGAAUGGGCUGUGGUGGAGAAAGUAAUAAGCAGAAUACAAAAAUCAGUGUAUUGGCUUGAUAUAACAUCUCUAUCACAAUACAGAAUUGAUGCACAUCCUUCUAAAUAUAGUGGCCGAGGAAAAGAUUGUAGCCAUUGGUGUUUGCCUGGAUUACCUGAUACUUGGAAUCAACUUCUAUAUAAUGCUCUCUUCCAAUGAUUUGCUACUUUUGAACAAAAAUCAACAAGUAAUUAAGUGGAGUAAAGAUAGAACAUGUGCAACUAAUUGAAGUUGGUGUAUGUUAUAAUUGGUGCAAUUAGGUUGGGUUUUGUGUAUGAUUUGCUUACAAUUAUAAAUUUUGUAUUUGCCUCUUAGAAUUUGGAUUUCAAUUUGAUAUUUUUUAAGUGGGAAGUUGGGUGUAUAAGGACUUUUGCUUCAAGUGUAAAUAAGUUGUCCAUCUUUGGUCAAAAAGGUGCAGCAUUUUAUUAUCAUUGCUAGUUUAUAUGAAUGAAGGAAUCCGAUUUCUUAAUUUGCAAAUAA
This is a messenger RNA of Chenopodium quinoa (quinoa), 1646 nucleotides long. Its product is annotated as protein trichome birefringence-like 39. Gene Ontology annotation, cellular component: Golgi apparatus. Gene Ontology annotation, molecular function: O-acetyltransferase activity. The record is from RefSeq and is a predicted model, not a curated record. Lineage: Eukaryota; Viridiplantae; Streptophyta; Magnoliopsida; Caryophyllales; Amaranthaceae. The transcript is spliced from 5 exons. Bases 225 to 1325 code for a protein of 366 amino acids.